GUGUGUAAAAGUAAAUUUUGUAAAAAAAAAAAUUAAGAAUCGAGAAUGCUCUAAUUUGUUAUUUUUCACAGCUUCUCAUCUACUAAUCAGUCUGUCUGUGCAUUUGAAUUUCGUUCCAUUGACUCUGGAACACGCAAGCUGAUUGGACAAAAUUCGUUGCUUUGUUUUUCCAGAGAUAUGAUUGGUUAAGAGAGAUGAAAGAAGGUUCGUCAUUUCCUCCACAUGAAAACAAUCCCGUUUUCAAGACAAAGCAAACAGCUGUGUUCGGGUGUCUUCAAGAAAAACCUCAAGUGAUGUCUACCUCGAGAAGGCCAAGGCUUUGCACAGAAUAUUACCGGAAAGCGAAAACGAGUUCCUCAAAUACACGAAGAUGCAACUUGAAGAGAGACAAGCCGUGGAGAAAGUGCAACACUGGAGACUCAUCGAUGAAGGAAAAAGAUUGUGGAUUAGAAAUCAAGGAGGUCGAGAGAAAAUUUGACAUGUGUUUAGAUUCCGCACUGUCGCGUUUGACAAGAAAGCAAGACAAGAAACUCAGUACAACUAGGAACCUUGGUCGUAAACGAUCUUAUAACCUUACAAGCUCGCACAGUCAAGGAGGUAAUUUCAACUGUUACAUCAGAGCUGUCCCAGACGAAGUUUUACUUCUCAUAUGUUCUUACCUUCAAGAAAAAGAGCUUUGUAGAAUGUCACAGACAUGCACCAGACUCAACACAAUAUGUCAGGAUGGAUGCUUAUGGCGAUCACUUUAUAGUCAAGUAUUUGACUUGAAGAAGCCCUUAAUAAAGACAUCUGAAGGAGUUUAUAUUGAAGAAGAACCGGAGAAUGACUUGUGCUGGAAGAAAUGUCUUAGUGCACUGUAUCAUGCACAUCAUGUUCAUCCUGCUAUAGCAAAACAAAGCAAGUUAAAUCCUGGCCAGUGUACAGGGAGAAAGAUAAAUUAUCAUGAAUCAAUUAACAACGCUUUGGAUGCCAUACAAGAUGAUGGUGUUAUUGUAGUGCACAGUGGUGUGUAUGAUGAGCAGCUGUCAAUCAGCAAACCUGUCGCAAUUAUUGGAGCAGCUAAGAAUGAAGCUGAUGCAGUUGUCAUUCAGUACGACUCUUCAACAGUUGUUACUUUCAAUCCUGGUUCAGUGUGCUCCUUCUUGGGACAUCUGACUCUAAAGAACUGUCCUGGCAGUGAGUCUCAGGUGGUGCGAUCAGGCUGUAUAGAAGUUGUGGAUGACUGCUCUCCUACAAUCUAUAACUGCAAGCUCACCAGCCUAGCUAAUGCUGGUGCAACAGUCUAUGUACAUGGCAGGGGAGCAAGACCUACUUUGUCCAACUCUCUCAUUUCUGACUCAGAAAAUGUUGGUGUUUUCAUCACAGAUGGCUCUCAGGGAACAUAUGAAGACUGCGAGAUUACAAACAUCAAGUUAGCAGGUGUCUGGGUGCGGAAUCAUGCUAGUCCUAUCAUGAGGAGAAAUAAAGUGCAUCAUGGUAGAGAUGUUGGCUUCUUUAUUUUUGAUUAUGGACUGGGUUAUUAUGAAGGAAAUGACGUGUACAAUAAUCGCAUUGCUGGUUUUGAGAUUCGUUCUCACGCCAAUCCAACAGUGGUGGGCUGCAAGGUACACCAUGGUAUGACAGGCGGCAUUUAUUGCCAUGACGAUGCAAGAGGUGAAUUCCUAGAGAAUCAGAUUUAUUCCAAUACAUAUGCUGGUGUUUGGAUAACAUCACAGAGCAAUCCUACCAUAAAAAACAACGAGAUAUACGACGGACAGCAAGGAGGAGUUUACGUAUUUGGCGAGGGAAAAGGAUUGAUCGAAGGGAACAACAUUCACGACAAUGCACUUGCUGGAAUUCAGAUCAGGACGAAAAGUAAUCCCAUUGUUCGAUGCAACAGAAUACACAGCGGACUCCAUGGCGGAAUAUACGUGCACGAGGAGGGCAUGGGGCUCAUAGAGGACAACGAAAUUAACAACAACACACUGGCUGGUGUAUGGAUAACGACAGGAAGUACUCCUACAUUAAGAAACAACAGAAUACACAGCGGAAAACAGGUUGGCGUUUAUUUCUAUGAUGGAGGCUGUGGAAUCCUCGAAGAAAACGAAAUCUUCAAUCACAAGUACUCUGGGAUACAAAUAAGGUCUGGAAGUAAUCCGUGCAUCAGGAGAAACAAAAUCUGGGGAGGACAAAAUGGCGGCGUUUUGGUCUACAAUGGAGGUCUUGGUCUGCUAGAAGAAAACGAGAUUUUCGACAACGCGAUGGCAGGGGUCUGGAUCAAGACCGAGAGUAACCCAGUUCUCCGGAGGAACAAAAUUCACGACGGGCGAGAAGGCGGAGUGUGCGUGUUCAACUAUGGAAAGGGUGUUCUGGAGAACAAUGACAUUUUUCGGAAUGCAUUGACAGGCGUGCUCAUUAGCACAGCCAGUUUUCCAGUGUUGAAAAGCAAUCGCAUAUUCGAUGGCGGUGCCGCGGGAAUAGAGAUAACAAAUAGUGCUGGCGGAGUUUUGGAGGAAAACGAAGUCUUCAACAACCGGUUUGACGGCAUUUGUCUGGCUACUGGUGUUGAACCUCAGCUUAGCAAUAACAAAGUGCACGGAAACAGACGUGAAGUGGAGAAAGCAAUCGAGUCUUGCCGCUGUCUGUUCCAGGUGUCUGGUAACACAUGUUAUCCCAUGCACGAUUUCUACAGGUGCACCACUUGUGGUACAUCCGAGGGUUACGCCAUCUGUGUGAGUUGUGUGACAGGUUGUCACGAAGGGCACGAAGUGAAGUUUGUAAGGCGUGACAGAUUUUUUUGUGAUUGCGGAGCAGGUUCAAGUGGAGUACUGUGUAAACUGAUCAGCAGAAACUGCUGGUCAGCGACAUCUCGAACACAGUCAGUAAGAGCGGUCAGCGGUGGUCAAACAGAAACGUCUGCACAGGAGGAAAUUGGAAACCAGGCCAUUUGCAUGACAUGACGAAACACUCAAAAACUGAAAAAGAAACGAUGAAGAUAAACUUACUGUCAACACUUUCGUACGCCAUGUUAUUCUUGUUACGCUUUCUCCGUACUCACUUUUGUCAUACAUAACGCAAAGCCCAAACUAAAAACUUUUAUUUUGCUGUGUAACGAGCGCUCUCGUCGCCAGACAUAUGGUUCGUGGUAUUAGGUUGCAAUGCUUGAUGUGUACUAAGUAAAUGGCCUGGUGAACAGUGUUUGUUCGUUUUAUCCCAAGGUUAUUUAACAUCCGGGUUUCUUUUGUAAUGUAAGUUUCACUGUCACAAAACUGCCAACCGAUUAAGCGAUCUUUAUUGCCAAGCGCGUGCAAGCGACAUGUUGGCCGUAAAUAUCAAGUGUUUUAUUUAAAUGAGGAAUUGAUGUCUUUACACAACUUGCAAGUCUUAAGUUUGCUUUAGCUGUGGUGAAACAGGGGGCGUAUUUAAGUUUUCCUGUGAUCAGUUCUUUUCGCUGGGAAAGAAGGAACACCUAAUCACAAGUUAUAUUUAACUGUAGUAUGUUUCACGACUUCGAUCCCUUUGCAGUCACAAACUCAGCCCAGUUAAAUGGACUGAAUUGAGGGCCAUUGUAGUGGUCUUCUGUUGGAAAGAAAACGUCUGACGAAGUCUUCUUCCAAUGUUCAUUUUAUACGAUUUCAUACUCUCAUAUUCAGGUUGUAAAAUCUUAUUUCUUAACAAUCUUCAGACUCCACUAUCCUUAAACAGCAUAUUAUUUAUCGUUGCUAUUUAUUAUAUGACAUACUCAACAUCUCGUUUUCUAUCGCAUACUCAGUCGUUCGUUUAAUUUAUUAACUUGCAAGUAAUUUAACUCGUCGACUACAUUUUAUCUAUUAUAAAUGUAAAUAGGCUGUAUUUAAAAAAAAUAUUCAGGGAAUACUUAAAAAAAGACGGUAUCUAUUAAAGAUGAACAUAAUUUAGGUAUUUAUUUAUAAAAUUGACAGUAACUUCAUAUGUCUAAUGAAAAUAAACUAACGAGACAAAAAUAAAUGUAUUGGAAUGUUA
Messenger RNA from Orbicella faveolata, 3981 nucleotides. RefSeq lists its product as uncharacterized. Gene Ontology annotation, biological process: regulation of apoptotic process; ubiquitin-dependent protein catabolic process. The record is from RefSeq and is a predicted model, not a curated record. Gene Ontology annotation, molecular function: zinc ion binding; protein binding. NCBI's taxonomy places the organism in Eukaryota, Metazoa, Cnidaria, Anthozoa, Scleractinia, Merulinidae.